CACAGCAUCAGCAGCUGAGGAUUCUAUCCUUCAGCACCAUAGCACCCCCCUUACUUUUUCAAUCAUUGAAAUAAUAUUCUCAACUCUAUAUGGACUAUGGCCAUUGAAAAUGAAUGCAUAACAUUGUUGUGAGACUCAUACUCAUACCAUGACUCUGCCAUGACUUCUUCUUCUGCAUGGAUUCACCUCUCUCUCUCUGACAUGAGUCACGUGACAUUGAAAGUUUGAAUUUUGAAACCCACCUUGUAAUUAACAACUUUACUAUAUUGGGCAUUGGAAAAUCCGAUUUUGGCUUUGUUGCUACUGUAUCGCGGUGUUGGAGUUGGAAGUUUGUAGUUUUUGCUCUAAUGGCGGAGAAAGUGGAGAAUCAUAGUCAUAGAACACUGUGGUGGUGCAAUCUAAUGCUGAAUUGGCGGGUUGGUUUGCUCACUGCUUUUGUUUUUGUUGGAAUGGUUGUGGUUUGGAGUUUUGAUGGCUGCACUGUUAGGAACAUCAUUGAAGCUUGGAGGUACCAUCAAGAUUCUCUCUCUCUAAGGUCUCAUUCCCAUGAAAACUCCACUUUUAUCCCCCAAUUUAGUUUCAAUCAAAAGAACCAAACCAAUGUUAGCAACUUUGAUUCCUAUGAUAAUCAUGUUAACAUUACACACUCUGUGUCAGUGGAACUAGUUUGUGCUAGGAACUUUAGCUGUGUAUCUGAAAAGCUUGAUAAAAAUGGAAGUUCUGAAACCCCAGUGGUGAACCAAGUUCAAUUAGGGCAUUAUUCAAGUUGGAUUUCAAGUGAAUUGGAGCCAAAUUUGACUUCAAAUCUUUUAGCUAGAUGGUUAGCCCCUGGAGGGGAACCUUGUAGAGAUUCUAAGACGGUGGGGAUUUCGGUUCCUGGUUUGGAUGGUGGGAAGAAUGUGAUAGAGCUAUCAGCUGGAGAUGUGCAUGAAUUCGUUUUUCGAGCAUUGGAUGAUUCUGGGAACCCUCGCUGUUUAGGUGGGGAUUACUUUGAGACUGAUCUUUCAGGGGAAUCAUGGAAAUCUAGGCCUUUGGUGAAGGAUUUCAACAAUGGUUCUUAUACAAUUUCACUUCAGGUUCAUCCAGAUUUCAAAGGGCUUUACAAUCUCACUAUAAUUCUGCUUUAUAGACACUUUGAAGGUCUGAAAUUCACUCCAUGGAGAUUUUUCUAUGACCGUGUGGUUCUCAAAGUUGCAAUUAGAUUCUACAACAGCAGUUCUCAGUUACCAGAACUAGAGACUUGCAAAGCUUCCGAUUUUGAUAGGGAUGUUUGGUGUGGAAGGUGGACAAGGCUUGGCAAGAAUGAUGAUUGCCAAAUCAGUAAUGAUGGUAGAUAUAGAUGCUUAGCACCGAAUUUUCCAUGCAAAGCUCCAUGGUGUGAUGGUUCAUUGGGGAUCCUAGAGAGCAAUGGUUGGGUUUACUCAGCACACUGUUCAUUCAAGAUGUAUUCAUCCAAGUCUGCUUGGAAUUGCAUACAGAAUCGGUGGAUUUUCUUCUGGGGUGAUUCAAAUCAUGUUGACACGAUAAGAAAUAUGCUCAAUUUCGUUCUGGAUUUGCCUGAAAUACAUGCUGUCCCUAGAAGAUUUGAUAUGAAUUUUUCGAACCCAAAAGAUCCAUCUCAAAAAGUUAGGAUUACAAGCAUUUUCAAUGGUCACUGGAAUGAAACACAGAACUAUCUUGGAUUGGAUUCUCUAAGGGAUGAAGGAUUUCGAAGAUUGGUGAGGAAGUACUUCUCAGAAGACACAAUCCCAGACACUGUGAUCCUCAACUCUGGCUUGCACGAUGGCGUCCACUGGCGUAACAUCAGAGCAUUUUCUGCUGGUGCAGACUAUGCAGCAUCAUUCUGGGCUGAUGUUGUAAACAAAGUGAGCCAUCGGGGGCUGGUGCCGCCGAGGCUCUUUUACCGGAGCACAGUGGCAACUGGCGGAUAUGCAAGAUCACUAGCAUUCAAUCCUAACAAGAUGGAGGUGUUCAACGGGGUAUUCCUAGAGAAAUUGAAAGAAGCAGGCAUUGUAACCGGCGUGAUUGAUAACUUUGAUAUGACAUAUCCAUGGCAUUUUGAUAAUCGUUGCAACGAUGGAGUUCACUAUGGAAGGGCUCCUUUGAAGAUGAAAUGGCGAGAUGGUCAAAUGGGUCAUCUGUAUUUUGUAGACCUCGUGUUAGUUCAUGUUCUGCUCAAUGCAAUAUGUGCAAGGUAGCCUUGACUCUUGGAUUUUGAUAUAGCAUUCUUUCUUGUUAAUACAUUUGUAACUUGUAACCAUGAUUGUUUGUAUUGUAUAUUCCUGAAAACAGUUUUUACUAUUGAUUGAUGAUGAUAAACAAAUAUAUCAAAGUUUAAAGAAUAUAUUUGCUAUGCUUCAUUAUUUCUUGCAAGCCAUCUCCAUGUGUAGAGUGUAGCGGAUGGUCACUUAGAUUGGAUAAUAAGAUAGCAUGCUGAUGUCAAACUAAGUUACAUAAGUAAGGGGAGGGAAUUCCAGCUUCGCUACUACUAUUAAAACUACUUUAUUUAUCUAUUAGAGAAAGUUUAGGACCA
This is a messenger RNA of Arachis duranensis, 2533 nucleotides long. RefSeq lists its product as uncharacterized. The coding region runs from base 348 to 2198 and encodes 616 amino acids. The record is from RefSeq and is a predicted model, not a curated record. NCBI's taxonomy places the organism in Eukaryota, Viridiplantae, Streptophyta, Magnoliopsida, Fabales, Fabaceae. The transcript is spliced from 2 exons.